Messenger RNA from Malaya genurostris, 1347 nucleotides. RefSeq names its product pancreatic lipase-related protein 2-like. Lineage: Eukaryota; Metazoa; Arthropoda; Insecta; Diptera; Culicidae. The record is from RefSeq and is a predicted model, not a curated record. Gene Ontology annotation, molecular function: lipase activity. Bases 312 to 1307 code for a protein of 331 amino acids. Gene Ontology annotation, biological process: lipid metabolic process. The transcript has 3 exons.
UUCAAUCGCUACUUGCUUGCCGGCUGUCCCAGACGGAAUUGGUGAUAAGAAAAUGAGUUAUUGUUGCUUGGAGGUGCGACGUGACGUCAGGACGAAGAAAGCUGCCAGUAGCUUCUUUGCCUUUGCCAUAUAAGACCGACGGAAGGUGCAAAACGCCUUCCAGAACCUACUAGUAAUUACUUGAAAGUGCAUUGGAACAGGUCGCAGUUCAGGCCGCAGGAAAAACAAUUUUACUUCCAAGAGAAGAUGAAGUGCAAUGUGAAAAUGAAAAUUAACCUAAUGUGAAUGUUGACGUGAGAUUGUGUGAGACAAUGGUGAAGGAUUUGAUUUAUGGAUUGUUGAUUGGAUUAUGUUCUUGCGCUGCUGCCAACUGGAAUUUUUGGAAAUGUUUUGAGACUGAAAGGCAAUGUCCGAACGAGAAUGUCACUUUUUGGCUUUACACAAGAAAAACCCAGAGCAAUCCGACACAGCUGGAUAUGUUCAAGCCGGAAACAAUAGAUCGAGCCCCGUUCGUUCCGGAGCGGCCGUUGAUCGUUCUGAUCCACGGUUACACGGGUCACCGCGACUACGCUCCCAAUACCUCGAUUAGACCAGCCUACCUAAACUACGGGGAAUUUAACAUCAUUUCGCUGGACUACAAACCCUUGGCGCUAGAACCCUGCUAUUACCAGGCAGUACGCAAUCUGCCCACGGUUGCCAAUUGUACCGCUCUGCUGUUGGACUACAUGCUCGACCGAAGAAUGUUUACGCUGAAUGACAUUCACAUCGUGGGGUUCAGCCUCGGGGGUCAGACUUCCGGCAUGAUAGCCAAUUACAUCCGAACGGGAAAAUUGCGACGCAUAACCGGCUUGGACCCUGCUAAACCGAUGUUCAUCACGGCUCAAAAUGAAUUCAAACUGGAUCAGUCGGAUGCGGAAUUCGUUCAGGUGAUUCACACGGAUGUGUUUGCCAGAGGCAUUUUGCAACCCAGCGGUCACGCAGAUUUCUACGUCAACGGUGGUGUCUUGCAGCCGGGGUGCAGCAGCCAAUCAAUGAUGACCACCGGCGAGUGUAAUCACAACCGGGCGCCCGAGUACUAUGCGGAAUCACUUGCCACGGAAGUGGGAUUUUACGGAUACAGGUGCGCUCACUGGUACUUUUAUAUGCUGGGACUGUGCAAAGUCAGCAACGACAGCAUAAUUGCGGUCAUGGGAGCGCACACUCCAAACACAACACGUGGUCUGUAUUUCCUGGACGCCAAUGCGCAGCCACCAUUUGCCCAAGGUUACAAUUUUUCGUCAAGAGAUGAAUUCAUAGCUCCAGUAUGAUGGUCGUUUUAUUGGUAUUAAUAAAGUACGACAAUCACCU